Molecule: messenger RNA, 3849 nt
Organism: Rhea pennata
Lineage: Eukaryota; Metazoa; Chordata; Aves; Rheiformes; Rheidae
Gene: ACSS2
Product: acyl-CoA synthetase short chain family member 2
Exons: 19
Coding region: 24-2114 (696 amino acids)
Cellular component (GO): cytoplasm
Molecular function (GO): AMP binding; acetyl-CoA synthetase activity
Source: RefSeq, a predicted model, not a curated record
GCCCGCCCGCCCAGAGCCGCGCCAUGGUGCAGCCCGAGGAGCAGGCCGGCCUGUACCGGCCGCGGCCCGAGCUGCUGCCGGCGGCGCACGUCUCCUCGCUGCCGCACUACGAGCGCCUCUACCAGCGCUCCGUGGAGGCGCCGCACGAGUUCUGGGGUGACAUCGCCAAGGAGUUUUACUGGAAGACCCAGCACACGGGGCCGUUCCUGAGGUACAACUUCGACGUGACGAAGGGGAAGAUCUUCACUGAAUGGAUGAAGGGGGCAAAGACCAACAUCUGCUACAACCUGUUGGACAGGAACGUCAACGAGAAGAAGCUUGGGGACAAAAUUGCUUUUUACUGGGAAGGGAAUGAGCCUGGGGAUUCUGCAAAAAUCACAUACAAUGAGUUGCUGCACCAAGUCUGUCAGUUUGCCAAUGUUCUCCGCAGCCAAGGUGUGAGGAAAGGAGACCGCAUUUCCAUCUACAUGCCAAUGAUCCUGGAGCUGGUUGUAGCCAUGCUUGCCUGUGCCAGAAUCGGGGCUCUUCAUUCCAUUGUGUUUGCAGGUUUCUCGGCAGAGUCUCUCUGUGAGCGGAUUCUUGACUGUGGCUGUUCACUGCUUGUUACAGCAGAUGCCUUUUAUCGAGGAGACAAGCUGAUUAGCUUGAAGCAGAUUGCAGAUGAAGCUCUCCAGAAAUGUAAAGACAAGGGCUCCCCUUUGAAAAAGUGCAUUGUGGUCAAGCACCUGGGGAGGGAAGAAUUAGCAGUGGAUGGGACAUGCAGCAAGUCUCCUCCUCUGAAAAGGCUCUGCCAGGAUGUACAGGAAAAAAAGACUGAGAGCUCACAGAGACUCCGUCCCAAGAUCCCCUGGGAUCCAGCCACGAACAUGUGGUGGCAUGAGCUGAUAAGCAGUGCCAGCACGGAGUGCGAACCUGAGUGGUGUGAUGCGGAGGAUGAACUCUUCAUCCUCUACACUAGCGGCUCGACUGGGAAACCCAAGGGUGUACUGCAUACAGUGGGUGGAUACAUGCUCUUUGCUGCCACCUCAUUUAAAUAUGUAUUUGAUUACCACCCUGAGGAUAUCUACUGGUGCACAGCUGACAUUGGAUGGAUAACAGGCCAUUCCUACCUCACUUACGGACCCCUGGCAAAUGGGGCAACUAGUGUACUGUUUGAGGGUGUCCCCACCUACCCAGACAUUGGGCGAAUGUGGAGCAUUGUCGACAAGUACAAGGUGACCAAGUUCUACACGGCACCCACAGCCAUCCGGCUGCUGAUGAAGCAUGGGGAGGAGCCCGUCAAAAGGCACAGCAGGAAGUCUCUGAAGGUGAUGGGGACUGUCGGGGAGCCCAUUAACCCUGAAGCCUGGCUGUGGUACUACCGUGUGGUGGGAGAAGAGAGGUGUCCCAUUGUGGAUACAUUCUGGCAGACAGAGACGGGUGGCCACAUGCUGACGCCUCUCCCUGCCGCCACUCCCAUGAAGCCAGGCUCUGCCACGUUCCCCUUCUUCGGUGUGGUCCCUGCCAUCUUGAACGAGUCGGGGGAAGAGCUGGAAGGAGAAGCAGAAGGCUACCUGGUAUUUAAGCAGCCUUGGCCAGGAAUAAUGCGCACAGUGUAUGGAAACCACCAGCAAUUUGAAACCACCUACUUCAAGAAGUUCCCUGGGUACUAUGUGACGGGUGAUGGUUGCAGGAGAGAUAAAGAUGGUUAUUACUGGAUCACAGGACGAAUUGAUGACAUGUUGAAUGUUUCUGGCCACUUGCUGAGCACCGCAGAGGUGGAGUCAGCCUUGUUGGAGCACGCAGCCAUUUCUGAGGCCGCAGUGGUCAGCCAUCCGCACCCCUUGAAAGGCGAGUGCCUCUACUGCUUUGUGACUCUGAGAGAUGGCCAUGAGUUCACCAAGAACCUGACAGAUGAGCUGAAAAAACAAGUCAGAGAAAAAAUCGGACCGAUAGCAACACCUGAUUACAUCCAGUAUGCGCCUGGCCUGCCCAAAACUCGCUCAGGAAAGAUUACCAGAAGGAUAUUAAGGAAGAUUGCCAAAAAUGACCAAGAUCUGGGGGACAUCUCCACCCUGGCAGACCCGGGAAUUAUAAACCAUCUUUUCAACAGCAGAUGUGACACUAAACUGUAGCAGCAUGACCUGUCCCUGCUGAACAGAACGGUAGCACCGGUGUCCUGAUGAGCUGGUCCCUCAAUAACUGCUGUCCGCCCUGGAAAAAAAAAAUCCCUUCACCUGAUGAAUUGAAUGUACCAAUGCUAUAAAUGAGGGAAAGGCUGGCUCUGGAGACGCCUCAUCUCACUAGUACGUCCAUGCCUCGGAGGAGUGUGCGCAUCUUAUUGCAGAUUGGUAUCAUGCACCUGAGGUUCCAGCCUCAUUCACUUGCAACAGAAGGACUCGUGCUCUUCCCUUUUCAUCACCUUGUUCAUGAUUUUGUAGGGGGGAGGUUGGAUAAUUUUAUGUAAUUGAGGGGCCCUGGUGUCUUGCCCGCAGCAGGAAGGAUCUGGGGGCUUGGAGGGGAAGUGGUACUUUACUGCCAAAGCUGGCAACACAGAAGUACUGGAAUUACUCAAUGCAGGCAGGCAAGGGAGGUGCAUCUGCCAUUAUCUGUGCCCCAGCCAAGCUUCCUCUUCUACUCAGUGCUGUAGACUGGGAGGAGACAAUACUCCCCCCUCAUAGCUGUAUAAGUGGGUUUUAGUCUUGCGUCCACUGUCUAAGCUGUUAGCAGAGGCCCCUAGCUUGAAAGGGAAUGGUGCCAGGCUCAAGGGAGCUCUGUUCUUUAGACAGGUUUUUAUACCACUCUUUGUUACCAAGGUUUGUUAUUUUCUAGCUGUGUGAUGCCAGCUAUUGCAUUUUUCCCCAAUCUAGAGUCGUUUGCUGGCUGUGGACGGAACAGAGAACCUGAGGCUGAAAGGAAACAGUUUUGCUCUGGUGGGCUCUGUAGAGCGCUGCCCCUACCUGCUCUCCGAUGCCACCAGUUAAGUUUAGCAGAGGCAGGGCAGCUGGCUGCCUCUUUCAAGGGCUGGGGGGGUAGGAGUGCGUGUUACUGAUACCAAAGGAAAGUGGAGAGGAAGAACAAAAAAAAAAAGAAAGAAAGAAAAAGAAAGAAAGAAAAAGAAAAAAAGAAAACCCACCAGUAUGGAGAGGCACUUUUCCCAUUACAGGUAAACCCUGUGUUAGAGGGCAGAAAGGCCAUUGCUACAAUGAAGAAACCAAGGCAGGCAGGGCUGUUAUUCCAAGAUAUUUUUCUCAUCAGAUAUAAAAUAGUGAAAGGCAUUUAAAGCUAGCUUUUGGUUAAUCUGACAUGGCUUCUUUGAUGAUGAGGGGAAGAAAAAAAAAAUCUUAAUUCUAGCCAAAGGGUACUGCCAAAGCCAAUACUACUUCCACAAGUCAACUGAAUUUAGCUCUGGGUUGAGCUGGGAAAGAUACCUCCUUUGUCACGUAUGUAUUGGAAAUACAGAGGAGCUGCUUGAGUUUACACUUCAACCAAAGGAGAAAUGGGCUUUAAAACUUGCUACAACUGCUGUUUUGUGAACCCUAACGUACAGGCUCUACCUGUAAAAUAAGAAAGGAAGCAGCAGCUGUCUCAAAGGCAGAUUGCUCCUGUUAGAGGUGCUCUGAUGGGCUGUUGUCCAAGUCUCAUUUCUUACCUGCUACUCUCAUUUGCACAGUACUUGCCUGUGAUAUAUAACCUGAGUGUGUGCCUGUCAUAUGCUCCACCCACAGCUCUGUACCACUUCUCCACCCUGUUAGAAGAACUCCUACACCUGCUCUCCUCCUAUUUUACUCCCAGUCUGCUAUGUAAUUUUGGCUGGAGACAGCUAGAAUUCUGUGCAAAAAGGGAAUAAAAAAAAUCAAGGAAACAAAA